GAGGCAGGGAAACACACCCGUCAGCAACGCGCAUUGGAGAUAAAAAAGCGCAUCACGGACAAAGGAAAUAUGGGUGCGCUGGAGAGGGUUCAUCUCCGCCGGGUAGCACAAUGGAUGAGCUGCUUGUGCUUCUUUUACCGGGAGACCAAUUAGCCCACCUUAAUGAGGUGCUGGGACACAAGAUACUGCAAGCUAAACAGGCGGAAGGCUGCGUUUAAUCCGUCUGCGGAUCCUUUGAGCUUGCAAUGGCUGUGACGGGGAUAUGUAACUGGAUAGGGAAUAAUGUGCCUUUUUAUUUUGUGAUAUUUUCCUUAUUUUGUGGCCUUUCCUUUGGACAAUUGCGCUAUUCUGUUACCGAAGAGCUCGAAAAUGGGGCACUGGUCGGCGAUGUGGCGCAUGACUUGGGGCUGGAUAUUCGAAAGCUCUCCACCCGAAAAAUUAAGGUAACCUCCAACAGCGGUAAACGCUAUGUGAUUGUCAACCCCAAAAAUGGGAAAUUACUUGUCAACGAAAGGAUCGACAGGGAGGCACUGUGUGAUUUAUCCAACACCUGCCUCAUAAAUCUGGAGGUGCUGGUCGAAAAUCCCAAUGAGGUGCACCACGUCGAGGUGGAGAUUGUUGAUGCCAAUGAUAAUGCGCCGCAGUUCCCCAGAGACGAGUACCAACUAGAAAUCACAGAAUCUGCUUUGCCUGGGUCUCGUUUCCAAAUUGAAAACGCUGAAGACCCAGACAUUGGUUCCAAUUCUGUUCGCAUGUAUCAGCUCAGCACAAACGACCAUUUCGCGCUGGUGUCCAACAAACCCUCCCUGAAUACAAAGCACAUUGAGCUUGUGCUCAAAAAGCCCGUUGAUCGUGAACAGAAGCCUUACCACCAAUUCAUUCUAAGUGCUGUGGAUGGUGGGACGCCAGAGAAAACAGGCACGGCCACAAUCAAUGUCCGGGUCCUGGACUCAAAUGACAAUGUCCCCACGUUUGACAGCUCAGUGUACAAGGUGAAACUGUUGGAAAAUUCGGUCAAAGACACCCUGGUUAUCCAACUGAAUGCAUCUGAUCUGGAUGAGGGCACAAAUGGAGAGGUGUAUUACUCUUUCAGCAGUUACACCCCUGAGAGAGUGAGGCAGAUGUUCAGCAUGAACACCAAUACUGGAGAAAUAAGAGUGAGGAGCAAUGUUGACUAUGAAGAGACCAACUCCUAUGAGAUGUACAUCCAGGCGAUGGACAAGGGCCCUGGUGCCGUGGCAGCACACUGUAAGGUGGUCGUAGAGGUGGUUGAUGUAAACGACAACGUUCCCCAGAUAGUGCUGUCAUCUCUGUCGAGCCCCGUGAGGGAGGAUGCCCGUGCAGACACCGUAGUGGCCCUUAUUAGUGUGACCGAUCGAGACUCUGGCGCUAACAAGCAGGUGAGCUUAGAGAUCCCAGCAGGCCUCCCUUUCAAGAUCAAGUCAUUCAGAAAUUACUACACUCUGGUUACCUCAGCCUUCCUGGACCGCGAGACCACUGCUGCCUACAAUGUCACUCUGAGUGCCACAGAUGGAGGGAACCCUCCCCUCUCCUCUCAGAAGACGAUACAGGUGGAUGUGGCUGAUGUUAAUGACAACCCACCCCGAUUUGAGCAGACCUCGUACACCGUCUAUGUGGGUGAGAACAACGCCCCUGGAGCCUCUUUGUGUACUGUGAAAGCUCAAGACGCAGACAUCAAAGAGAACGCACGCAUCACCUACACAGUGCUCAAUGACAACAACCAUGGCAUCCCUGUCACCUCGUAUGUGUCUGUGAAGGCCGAUACAGGGGAGGCGUAUGCCCUGCGAGCCUUUGACUAUGAGUCACUGAGAGAGUUUCACUUCCAGGUCAAAGCCCAAGAUGGGGGCAUUCCUCCACUCAGUCGCGUCGCCACCGUCUACAUCUACGUAAUGGAUCAGAAUGACCAUGCACCACUGAUAGUCAACCCUCCCGGCAACGGCACACGCUCCUUGGAAACAGUGCAAAAGAACGCAGAGCCUGGUGUCAUGGUUACCAAAGUGGUGGCGUACGAUGCAGACGCAGGUCCAAACGCCUGGUUGGUGUAUGUGCUGGAGACGGCCACUGACCUGGACCUGUUCAAGGUGCACGAACACACAGGGGAGAUCAGGACCACUCGGAGGAUCCUGGAGGACAACUCCACAUCUUUCGGUCUGACUGUUGUGGUAAAGGACCAUGGGCAGCCUAGCCUCUCCUCCACUGCCACCAUCAAUGUGGCUGUCAUGGAGGUGCCGCCCAAAGUGGCCCCUGACCCGAAGAGAAUCAUACGCCCCCACAGCACGCUGCUGUUCUCCAACGUGACCCUCUACUUGAUCGUGGCUCUGAGCGCCACCACAUUUGUUUUCCUUGUCACUGUUGUGGUGCUGGCAAUCGUUCGUUGCCAUGCCUACUGCACCCAACCUGGGUCUUGCUCUCCUUGCUGUGUGUCGCAGAAGCCCCCUCCCGAUGGGGGGAGCAGCAGCGUGAGUGCUGGUGGGGUAGGCGGCGGAGGACCUGGAGCACAGCCCAAUAGCAAUGUGAUGCUUCGGAGAGACCUCAAAGUGGAGCCUCACUACAUCGAAGUGCGUGGUAAUGGCUCUCUAACAAAGACUUACUGCUACAAGACCUGCCUGACAGCCACCUCCGGCAGUGACACUUUCAUGUUCUACAACACGGGACGACCUAUCAGUGGCACCUGGGGCAGCGGUGCCGACCGCUUCUUCACCAAUAACAGUGGAUUUGUACGCAGACUGAGCAUGCCUGAUGCCUCCAUGCAACUCUGCCCAGAGCCGAAAGCCCCGAAUGCUGACUGGCGAUAUUCUGCAUCUUUGAGGACAGGGAUGCAGAGUUCGGUCCACAUGGAGGAGUCCUCUAUGGUGCAGGGGGCCCAGGGGAUGCUGGUCCAGAACUGGCCCACUGUGUCCAGCGCUGCAGAUGGAGAUGGUGGUGAACUCUCCCCCCCAGUGGGCGCUGGAGUAGACAGCAACAGCUGGCACUUCAGGUACGGCGCUUCCGGACAGGGCUACUACCCUCCUCAGCCCAUGAGGCCCGGAGAGAUUCAUCCUGAAGCCUUCAUCAUCCCCGGAUCCCCAGCCAUCAUUUCUAUUCGCCAGGACGCCGGCCCCGUAGAUGACAAAGGUGACUUCAUAAGCUUCGGCAAGAAAGAGGAGGCCAAGAAGAAGAAAAAGAAGAAGAAGGACAAGAAAGACAAGAAGGAUAAGGGCAAGGAUGAUGAUGAUUAGAGGUGAAGGGGUGACUUGAAAACAGAGCUAUCAACAAACUACCAUCCCAAUUACAGAGCCAGAAAAAACGCCAAAUACAUAUUUUAAAAACGAGGGAGCCUCCUUGCACAAUAUUUGCAUAGACAUUGUACAGUGGCCAAACCCUCAUUAGAACAGGCCUGGCUCCCCACGUCAUAAGAACGUGUUAAACAAAUGUCUUGGCUCAUUUGAUCCAUAAAGUAGGCCUAUAAAAGUCUAAGGUUUAUGGUCAACAAAUGUUCUUAAUGGAUAGACUUGAUCGAAAGGUUGGACCAAAUUCAAACAGAAAGGGUUUUAUUGGAUUAGAUUAGCCUUUCUGUGAUUUGCUGCCCCCUGCCCCACUUUAUACAAUAAAACAAAAACACCUGAAAAGGUGUUCUAUUUGUAUCUGACCAUUGUCAGCUGAGGCUGCCUGUGUUGGCUUCUCUGUCUUUAUGCAGCCCCCUUCCUUUUUGGCUAACCUACUUGGAGGUGAAGUGGAAGCCAAACAAAAAAAAUGAAACCGAGGCUUUUGUCUUCAGUAUUACGGAGGCCUUGUAGAAAUUCAGCAAAUGCGGUCUUUUGUAAAAAAUAAUAUGAAAAUGAAAAAGUAACAGCAUACAGUAUAUGUAUCAUGAGAUUAGCACCUUUAAGAGAUUGGGGUGGCUGAGACAAGUAGGACCACACUCUAACAAAGAGCUCUGUUUUUCAAUGUAAUAUAGCACACUGCUGAGGCUGAGGACUUGGACUGGGUUGCACCAACUAUGCGCAAAUUUGUUCCAAGGUUAGGGUAUAAAGUAGUUUCUCCAUAACUGCUGGUUAAUUUGCUAUUAGCAAAUUACUCGAUUCGAUUGUACCGUGGGUAGUAAGCGGACAACUCUACGGCUGUAAGUUAUAACCGAGAUUUCAGAUUUUUGUGAGCCAUUGUCAUAUUAUUGCCACAAAAAUAAAUGAGCUGAGACCCUGAAACUAUUUACCAUUAACAUAUGCAUUAAAGUGAACACAGGGUAUAGUUUACUGCAUUAUACAAUUUGGCCAGGUCUCAGAAAAUUGACUUUAAUGGAAUGGAAUAAAAAAAAAAAAAUCUUAGUUCAAAAAUUGUCAUCAGUAAUGUGUCAUUGUGUAGAAAAUGUGCAGAAACAUCACUGUUAUAGUCCUUAAAAAUUGCAAAUUGGCAUGGAAUUACUGAAGAAGAAAGGAACAAUGUUAAAAGAAAAUGGGAAAAAAAGUUCUGCUUUACUGUUAGUGAGUGCAAUUGUGUGACUUUGUAUAAUUUGCACCUGCUUACUUGCUUGCUUAACUAUUUAGUUGUGACUUAAGGUUAACAGAUUUUUGUGGUGCUACCGCUUGUGUUUUAGCAAUGCGUGGAUCGGGAUAAGUGGCUAACUUCGGAUAAAACUAGGGAACCUACGUGCAGCUGAUGCAACCGGCACCUGACCAUGCCUCUUUUCUUGGAAUAUGGCACAGGUCAAUGGGGUCAUAAUCCCACUGUGUAUCAGCACACUCAGAAUGACAUUAUUGUACACAAACACAGCCUCUUACUCACACAUACACACACACAAACACACUCUCUCUUACACACAUACAUAUAUACAGAAUACACAAAAAUAUACGAAAAGAACACUAACGGGAGGCCAAUGGCAUCCUUAAUGUUGAGUGUAUUAUAUGGAUGGGAAGCAGGAUCGUUGCUUGCUGCUUCAUUUCUGUUCAAGCCUGUUCCCUCUUCUUCUGUCUUUGAAUGUUAAGUAGUUGUUAUUCAAGCCCUGUGCCAUUGCCUCAACUGCUUCAGUGCUUGGAGCGUUUGCUUGCCCGCUGCCUGUUUCCUUGCUCUACUCCCGUUUCUUCGAAUCAACAUGGUUGGACGACAUUUCUCAUGGAAGUCAUUCUGCUUCAAUACCACAGAUAGAUACAUGCACAUAUAGUACACACACAAAGACACAUCUUUUGUUAGGUUCAACUUCAGCUGAGCUUAGGAACCUUUCAGCCAAAGUGUAUCUGUCAUCACUUGCAUAGUGCAUUGUUAGAAAAUCUGACAAGUUAGUUGAAUCUGGGUUGAUGCUGUGCUGGAAAUGUUGAGACAAAAUGGAGAAGCAAAAGAAUAGUCAUUGUGCAGCUCCAACGUAGAAGAUGAGGAAACUGCAGCAGAGUUAAUUGGGCAGGUCAUUCCUCUUUCGCAUGAGCAGAGGCAUUGCAGUCAUUCUUCUGUCAGCCAUUAGUAAGAACUGAUAAACGUGGGGUUGACUAAAACCAUGUACAAAAUACAUGCAGCGCAGUUCAGCAGCAGUGGAAGGAGGUUGACUUGUGGUUGACUUGGAAAGGGGGGAAUUCAAUUUAUUGGAGGUGAAGGACAUUUGUAAGACAAUAAUCUCAGCUAGCAAGACCUUUGAAAGGAUACCUUUUGUCUUAAUUGCUGCACACAAUCGAUAGAAAUAGUGUUGCAAGGACAUGCUGUGCAGAAAGAACGUCCAAGUUUCAUUGUCGAAGUGUGAACGGUGUAAAACCGAUACGCUUUGUUUGGCCCUGACAUUGUGAAACCCAGGUGUGGCAUGUUAGCAAACAGUUUUAGAUAUUGGAACAGCAUUACUAUGAAGGAAAAGUGUCAUAAAACCUCACCUCAGUGUUCCUUUCUUUUAAACAUUGUCUUACCACUCACAGUAGGGAAAUGUAGGUGCUGCUCGGGCUCGAUCCCUCCCAUGCACAUGUGUUUUCCCCCCCUACCCCGUCCUUCAGGUGUACCUCUGUCAGAUCACCAAGUGGCUGUUUGCAUGUUAUAAGCAAAGGAAACAGAUAAUAUAUAGAUACUAUAUAUACAUAGAUAUGUUUUUCCACUGGGAGAUGCGUAUCGGAAUACAUAUACCUCUGAUACACAUUCUCAAAUAUACACACACUGGAAGACCCACGCACAUUCAUACAUACAUACAUAGCUAUUGAGAACAGUAAUUCUGUGGAAAAAACCUAAAAGAAUCACAUUUUUUAUCCUGUUGAAAAUGAAUUUAAUCUUCUAGAUAUACAUAAUGCUAUUGUGUUAUGCUAUGAAAUGCUUCCCCCUCCCCCAUGUGUUUACCCUUAUGAUUUUCUAAGAUCAGAAAAUCAUUCCUGAAAGUUGUGUUAAACUUUGAAAUGAUGAUCAAACGAACACCAGUGUGAAAGUCAUUUACUCAUCCUCCAUAUAUAUCCCUUGUAAAGAAAACGGUAUAAAAAGAAGAAAAAAAAAGUCAAAAUACAUAAAACGUUGUAACAAAAAUAAAGUUGAUGUAUUCUCUGCUUGUGUAUAGUGGAUGUUCCUCGGUCGCUGGGUUUGGCAGUGAGUGGUGCACGCCAGUCGACUGUGACAGUGCAGAUCAGUUCAUAACUUUUUUUGUACACCUGCUUUUCAUUGUAAAGGUGAUAAUAGUGAAUCUUAUUAUUUCAUCUGGUAAUGUGUUUUGUUAUAAGUCACAAAUAAAGUUUUUCUUAAAUAUC
Messenger RNA from Notothenia coriiceps (black rockcod), 6698 nucleotides. RefSeq names its product protocadherin alpha-C2-like. Gene Ontology annotation, cellular component: plasma membrane. NCBI's taxonomy places the organism in Eukaryota, Metazoa, Chordata, Actinopteri, Perciformes, Nototheniidae. The transcript is spliced from 4 exons. Gene Ontology annotation, biological process: homophilic cell-cell adhesion. The coding region runs from base 246 to 3239 and encodes 997 amino acids. Gene Ontology annotation, molecular function: calcium ion binding. The record is from RefSeq and is a predicted model, not a curated record.